This is a messenger RNA of Scheffersomyces stipitis CBS 6054, 4511 nucleotides long. It is a transcript of the gene HYU1, whose product is annotated as 5-oxoprolinase. The transcript has a single exon. Lineage: Eukaryota; Fungi; Ascomycota; Pichiomycetes; Serinales; Debaryomycetaceae. Bases 229 to 4158 code for a protein of 1309 amino acids. Gene Ontology annotation, biological process: glutathione metabolic process. Gene Ontology annotation, cellular component: cytosol. Gene Ontology annotation, molecular function: 5-oxoprolinase (ATP-hydrolyzing) activity. The record is from RefSeq and is a predicted model, not a curated record.
CAAUCCUGGUCUAUUCAGGUUAUUGGAGAAAUAACUGUGACUGCAAUAGAAAUAUAUUGGUACUACCGAAAUUUCAAUUCAUUUUAUUCAUUUGUCGCCGUCCUAAAGUCAAUACUGCUAAGACACUAAUUGAAUUUUUCAUUUUUCAAUUUUUCACUUUUACAUUUUCAGAAUUUCUAUUGCAUUUUACAUUUUGCAAUUUUCAAUUUCCAAUCGCUUGCUCUCUCAAUGACUCACAAAGGAAUCCAGAUUGCCAUUGACAGAGGUGGAACCUUCUGUGAUGUCAUAGCCAAGAUCCCUGGGCAGCCAGAUCAUGUGUUCAAGUUACUUUCGGUAGAUCCCAAGAACUAUCCAGAUGCUCCUACCGAAGGAAUCAGAAGAGUGCUUGAAAAGGUGCAUGGAAUUGAAAUUCCAAAAGGAGCCAAGUUGAAGUUGGACAGUAUCCAGUCAAUCCGCAUGGGUACGACUGUAGCUACCAAUGCUUUGUUAGAAAGGAAAGGUGCCGGUGUCUUGCUAGUGACUACCAAAGGUUUCAAAGACGUCUUGGUAAUUGGAAACCAGACCAGACCCAGCAUUUUCGAUUUGACAGCCAAGAAGCUCAGCUACUUAUAUGACCAAGUCUUGGAAAUCGACGAAAGAGUCACCGUGCACGGUUUUUCUGAAGGUGGAGGUGAUAAGCUUGAAUUGGAUGAAACUUCGGAUGAGUUGGUACAAGGUGUAACUGGUGACACUAUUAGAAUCUUAAAGAAACCAGACUACGAAAAAGUGACACAAGACUUGCAAGCAAUCUUUGAUCAAGGAAAGAUAAAGACUAUUGCUUUGUCGUUAUUGCAUUCAUACGCCUAUCCUGAACAUGAAGCACAGGUAGCUAAGAUCGCCAAAGAUAUUGGCUACACUGUGUCCGUUUCCCAUGAAUUGCAGCCAAUGAUCGGUAUGGUAAAUCGUACUUCCUCAACUGUUGCUGAUGCCUACUUAAGUCCUAUCAUCAAUGACUACAUCCACAACUUCGGAAAUGGUUUUGAAGGUGGACUUGAAGCUUUUGGUAACAAGUUGCUCUUCAUGCAAUCAAAUGGUGGUCUUUGUCCCUGGUACAAGUUCACCGGGUUGAAAGCCAUCUUAUCUGGACCUGCCGGCGGUAUGGUUGGAUAUGGUGAAACUUGUUAUGAUGACGUUACCAAGAAGGCCACCAUAGGUUUUGAUGCUGGUGGGACCUCCACCGAUGUCUCUAGAUACUCAGGUAUUUUGGAACAUAUAUACGAAACUGUAGUCAGCGAGGUCAGCCUUCAAACCCCACAGUUAGAUAUCUCUACGGUGGCUGCAGGAGGUGGUUCCAUUUUGUUUUGGAAGAAUGGCAUGUUUGUAGUUGGUCCUGAAUCCGCAGGAUCUGAUCCAGGACCCGCUGCCUAUAGAAAGGGUGGCCCUUUGACAGUCACUGAUGCCAAUUUAUAUUUAGGCAGAUUAUUGCCAGACUUCUUCCCGAAGAUUUUCGGUCCUAAUCAAGACCAGCCUUUGGAUUACGAGUUAACUAGAAAGAAGUUUAAAGAAUUGACAGAAGAAAUCAACAAGGACAAAGCUAAAGAAGGAAUCAGUUUGACUCCAGAGGAAGUAGCCAGCGGAUUCUUGAAGGUGGCUGUAGAAGCAAUGGCUAGGCCAAUCAGAAACUUGACUGAAGCUAAGGGUUUCAACACUUCGGACCAUAAUUUGGCAUGUUUUGGCGGAUCUGGUGGUCAAUUCUCCGUUUCUUUGGCUAAAAAUUUGGGAAUAUCGCAUGUCGCUAUUCACAAGUAUUCCUCUUUGUUGUCUGCGUACGGUAUCCAAUUAGCUGAUAUUGUAAUCGAAAAACAAUCGCCAGCCUCAUUUGUCUAUUCUGAGCAGAACUUCAACAGUAUUGACACCAAAGUUAAUCUGUUGAUUGAUUUAGCUUACAAGGAUUACAAGGAUCAACACUUGUCAGAAUUUAAGACCAAACUUGAGGUCUACUUGAACAUGAGAUAUGUGGGCUCAGAUACUCAUCUCCUUAUACCUAGAAUUGAAGGAGAGUACGAUGCAGACCAAAGGUUUAUUCAAAGACAUCAGAGUGAAUUCGGAUUCACUUUGGAUAGAAAGUUGUUAGUGGACGAUGUCCAAGUCUUAUUAAUUGUUGAAAGUGAAGACAAGCAGAGCCAUAAUCCAUAUGAAGAAUUCAACAAAUUGACCAAGACAAUUAUCGCUCAGAAAUCUGAAACCAUCAGACCAAUUUAUUUCGAAGGUGAAGGAUGGUUGGACACUUCGGUGUACUUGUUGCCCGAAUUGAAGUUUGGUACAAUUAUAGAAGGUCCAUCAAUUAUCAUCGAUAACACACAAACUAUCUUAGUAGAACCGAAAUCAAAGGCUGCCAUCUUAUCAGAUCAUAUUUUGAUCUUAGUUGAACAAGAAGAACGUCAAAAUUUAUCUAGCAAGAUUGUUGAUCCAAUUCAGUUGUCGGUUUUUGGUCAUAGAUUCAUGUCCAUAGCUGAGCAGAUGGGAAGAACUUUACAACAAACAGCCAUUUCAACCAACAUCAAAGAAAGGUUAGAUUUCUCCUGUGCUUUAUUUGAUGGAAAUGGUGAUUUAGUUGCUAAUGCUCCGCAUGUUCCAAUCCAUUUGGGUGCAAUGUCAUUUGCUGUAAAGGCUCAGAGGAGUCUUUGGGAUGGAAAGUUGGAGCAAGGUGAUGUUCUUGUAUCCAACCACCCGCUGGCGGGAGGCUCUCAUUUACCAGAUAUUACUGUUAUAACUCCCGUGUUAGAUGAGAACAAUAAUCCUAUAUUCUGGACUGCUUCCAGAGGUCACCAUGCUGACAUUGGUUCAAUUUCUGCUGGUUCCAUGCCUCCUAAUUCCAAGACCAUCUAUGACGAAGGUGCUGCUAUUGUGACUCAUAAGUUGUGUUCAAGAGGCAAGUUUGAUGAAGUUGGUAUCACCAGAAUAUUGUUGGAAGAACCAGCAAAGCAUCCAGGUGGCUCAGGAACCAGAACCUUGAACGACAACAUUUCCGACUUGAAGGCUCAGGUUUCUGCAAACUACAAAGGGAUAACUUUAUUGCAAAGAUUAGUUGACGAAUUCAGUCUCGAUGUUAUCAACUUGUAUAUGGGAGCCAUUCAGUCUACAGCCGAAAUUGCUGUGCGUAAUCUUUUACGAUUGGCUUACGAAAAGUUUGGUGGUGAUGAUUUGAAGGCUAUUGACUAUUUGGAUGAUGGUACACCCAUUGCUUUGACAGUGAAAAUCAAUAAUGACACGGGCAGUGCUGUGUUUGAUUUCACAGAAUCAGGUGAUGAAAUCUACGGAAAUUUGAAUGCACCAAAGGCAAUCUUGUAUUCUGCUGUGUUGUAUGUUUUGAGAUCGUUGAUUAGCAGUGAUAUCCCUUUAAACAAUGGCUGUUUGAGGCCGAUAAUCUUCAAAACAAGACCUGGUUCUGUUGUGGACCCUUCAUUUGAAGCUGCUGUUGUUGGUGGUAACGUUGAAACUACUCAACGUAUAGUUGAUGUCAUGUUAAAGGCAUUUGAGGCUGCCGCAGCUUCCCAAGGAACUUGUAACAACUUCACUUUUGGUAUAACCGACAAGAAGAACAAUGUUUCCUUCGGCUACUAUGAGACGAUCUGUGGCGGUUCUGGAGCUGGCCCUACUUGGGAUGGUCAGUCUGUAGUCCAAUGUCAUACAACAAACACCAGAAUUACCGACACUGAGUUAUUUGAGAAACGUUACCCUGUAAUAUUGCACGAGUAUUCUGUUCGCCAAGGAUCUGGCGGUGAUGGUUUUCAUAAGGGUGGCAAUGGUGUUGUUAGAGAUAUUGAGUUUACCUAUCCGAACUUGCAGGUGUCGUGUUUGAUGGAAAGAAGAUCAUUGGCUCCAUUUGGAUUGUUGGGUGGUAAGUCUGGUUCUAGAGGCAGAAACUAUUGGUACAGGCACAAUGAAGAAGAGCCCGGUACGUUCAGACGAAUUUAUUUGGGUGGAAAAUGUACUGUUUCUAUUUCUAAGGGUGAUAGAGUUGUAAUUAUGACUCCUGGCGGUGGUGGUUUUGGAGAAGCAAGAGUUGAUGGGGCUGUGAACGAUUCCAAUGCAGUUAGCUACCCGGUGACCUCUAGCGUCCCAAGUAUCCUCACGGGCUCAGUAGGAAUGAGAUCAAUUACCCAGGAGACGAACUGAUUUUCUAUAUAUGAACAUUUCGUCAAUACAUGUACAGACUUUAGAAGCAUCACAAUAUGUGUGAGAGUGCCAAGUUGAAUCAAAAGGGUGCAAAAAAGUACUGAAAAAAGAUCUACCCAGAAUGGUAAGAGUUGCAACUGGUGACAAAUAUUUAUGAUUGUUUUGUCUAACUAUUCUAAAUUCAAAUAAUCUCAUGUAUAAUUGAAUACUUCAGUUUCUCACACGCCAACUUUGUAUAAUAUUGUACCUCUAGUCGAUGUAGACUACAACGUAUAAGUCAUCUGUUAGGAUAGCUCCAUAGUUAGUAUUCAGUCAAUGUCUCCCCACAAAAUGCGACAUCACACUCACCUGAU